Messenger RNA from Epinephelus lanceolatus (giant grouper), 2772 nucleotides. RefSeq names its product peroxisome proliferator-activated receptor gamma (gene pparg). Gene Ontology annotation, cellular component: nucleus. Lineage: Eukaryota; Metazoa; Chordata; Actinopteri; Perciformes; Serranidae. Gene Ontology annotation, molecular function: DNA-binding transcription repressor activity, RNA polymerase II-specific; nuclear receptor activity; RNA polymerase II cis-regulatory region sequence-specific DNA binding. Gene Ontology annotation, biological process: negative regulation of cholesterol storage; cell differentiation; positive regulation of fatty acid metabolic process. The record is from RefSeq and is a predicted model, not a curated record.
GUCAGUUUGACAUGCAAACACCAGGCAGAGAUUUUCACCAUCAAAGUGGUCACAACUUCUCAGCAGACAUGGUGGAUACCCAGCAGCUCCUAGCGUGGCCUGUAGGUUUCAGUCUGAGUGCCGUGGACCUGUCAGAGCUGGAUGACAGCUCCCACUCCCUGGACAUGAAGCAUUUGUCUACAUUAGACUACGCCUCCAUCUCCUCGUCCUCCAUCCAGUCCUCCCUGUCUCCCCCGCUUGUAUCCUCCAUCUCCUCUGCCGGUGUGGCUUAUGACCCCGGUCCUCCGCAGCACGAAGAACAGCUGACCAACAUGGACUACACAAACAUGCACAGCUACAGGACAGCGCCAGACACACACAAUUUGAUCAAGCUGGAGCCAGAGUCGCCUCCACAGUACUCUGACAGCCCCGUGUUCUCCAAGCUCCAGGACGAUACGUCAACAGCAGCGCUAAACAUCGAGUGUCGUGUGUGUGGAGACAAAGCUUCAGGGUUUCACUAUGGCGUCCACGCCUGUGAGGGCUGUAAGGGUUUCUUCAGACGCACAAUCAGGUUAAAGUUGGUGUAUGAUCACUGUGAUCUUCACUGUCGCAUUCACAAGAAGUCCCGCAACAAAUGCCAAUACUGUCGUUUCCAGAAGUGCCUCAAUGUCGGCAUGUCACACAACGCCAUUCGUUUUGGCCGAAUGCCCCAGGCGGAGAAGGAGAAACUGCUGGCUGAGUUCUCAUCCGACAUGGUGCACAUGCACCCGGAGGCGGCAGAUCUGAGAGCUCUGUCCCGGCAUCUGUACGAGGCAUAUCUGAAAUACUUCCCCCUCACCAAGGCCAAGGCCAGGGCCAUCCUCUCUGGGAAGGCAGGAGACAUUGUGCCUUUUGUCAUCCAUGACAUGAAGUCUCUAAUGGAGGGAGAGCAGUUUAUUAACUGUAGGCAGAUACCCAUACAGGAGCACCAGCAGCAGGAAUCCGCCAUCACAGCCGGGCUCGGAGGUAACACAGGAGUUCACCCGGGGUCAGAGUAUGGCUAUUUGGGAAUGGCGAGCAUCAACGGACAGGUGCCAUCAGACGCUCUAGAGCUGCGCUUCUUUCAAAGCUGUCAAUCACGUUCGGCCGAAGCAGUGAGAGAAGUGACAGAGUUCGCCAAAAGUAUCCCGGGAUUUAUCGAACUGGAUCUCAAUGAUCAGGUCACUCUGCUCAAGUAUGGCGUGAUCGAGGUCUUAAUCAUUAUGAUGGCGCCUCUGAUGAACAAAGACGGGACCCUGAUCUCCUAUGGACAGAUCUUCAUGACGCGGGAGUUCCUCAAGAGUCUCAGGAAACCUUUUUGUCAAAUGAUGGAACCAAAGUUUGAGUUCUCAGUCAAGUUCAACACGCUGGAGCUGGACGACAGCGACAUGGCGCUGUUUCUGGCUGUCAUUAUCCUCAGCGGGGACCGCCCUGGCCUGCUGAACGUGAAGCCCAUCGAGCAGCUCCAGGAGACGGUGCUCCACUCGCUGGAGCUGCAGCUGAAGCUAAACCACCCAGACUCUCUGCAGCUGUUUGCCAAGCUGCUACAGAAAAUGACCGACCUGCGUCAGAUUGUCACCGACCACGUUCACCUCAUCCAGCUGCUGAAGAAGACGGAGGUGGACAUGUGCUUACACCCGCUGCUGCAGGAGAUCAUGAAGGACUUGUAUUAGAAAUUCAACAGGAGAAAAGGACGAGUAGAGAAAGAGGAAUAAAAGAGAGAUUUUAUUUUUAAAAUCACGACUUGUGAAAUUAACGAUGAGCACUUUGUGCUGCUGGUGUGUUGAAAUAAAGGGAGGUAGCCAGACAGGCUGACUGAAAUUGAGAAAGAGAUGAGGAAGAACGGGGAAAAGAGAAAUCAAGGAAAGAAGGACAGAAUCUGAGUGUUAAAUCUCGUCUAGACAGCAGCGCAUGAAUAACUUGUGGCACACAGUCAUUUAGCCACUGCUGAGCCCGGACAUUCUGUGAAUGAGUCGGCUGCCAAGUUAAAUAAGAAACUACCACCUAUGCACCAACCAGGAUGAGUGUCUGCGGCUCGCUGACAGAGCGGGGACUUUCUUUUUGGCAGAGCUGAAGCUUAGAAUGGCAAGUGCUCAACGCAGCCUGCUUCAAGUGCCUUCAGGAGAAAUCACUGUGAAUAUUUCUUACACCGUGCGUAACACAGCAGAGGGCGUGUUGUCCAUCUGCAGCUUAUCUACAUGUUGCGCUACCACCGCCGUGUCAGCAGCAGCCGUGUGUACGUGCUUCAAUACCUCUGUGAAUGCACACAAAAAUGCAUGAACGCCCGCACGCACACACACAAAACAAUGCACAGAGACAGCCAUUUUCUGUUUUGGCAUCAGGGUGAAGGUGCUAUCUCUUGUUAAUCAGCUUUAUCCAAAGACACAAAUCAGAUUAUUGCCUGUAACAUAUUUUUGUCUCGGCCACCUGCAGAAACUGUGAGAAAGUGAGACGCCAACAAAAGGCACGCUGCCAGAUGACUUCCUUUUGUUUGGAAUGAACGCCAUUUAGAAAAAGAUAUGUGACACAUGUAUAAUGUAUAUUCUUAUGUAUUAUUUUUGUAUGGAUGAAAUUGUCAAACACGCUUUUCAGCUUUGUUUUAUUUGAAAUUCUUUAAAGUGGUUGAGUUAUAAUUUUUACUAUGAAAUUAUUUUUUAUCUAUGCAAACUGUCCAAUAUGUCUGUGUUCAUGUCGGGGGGUCUGCAGACAAAGGGGUCGGAUUAAUACAAGUGGGGGGAAAGAAUUGUUGUAAAUAAAAUAUUUUCUAACUUUUUA